AGCUUGUAUAGAUACAGUAUUUUCUUCUUUUUCAGGUUUCCAGUAUUCAGAACUACCUCGCAAUACUAAUAUAUAUCCAGUUGUGGGUGUUGCCCGGCGAUGUGAGUUACGCCUGGUGUCAGCAUAUUCCUCCCAACCAUCUUUGCAACUAAUGGCACUCUUGGUGUACAUGAUAUCUAAAUGUAAGACUAGAGGUUCGCGGCAGGGUUGCAAGGUCCCAAAAAUGCCACAAGGAGCAUCUAUGCAAUGGCUGGGGACUGUCUCACUGGAAAGAUCCCGUCUUCCCCCUGGAAUGCUGAAAGAGUACAAGAGUCGUUAUCCAUGGUUCACUGAGGAACAUUACAUAAAGCCUCGAACUCGUCUUGCAAAUCAUCAGCGACGCUUGCGGCAUAAAUCCCUAAUUCCCAAAGUGGUUCGACUUGCUGAUCCAUUCGAAGCUCCAAAACCAAUAACUUUUGUGCCUACCCUGGAUAGAUCACCCAAACGCAUCAUCAGAAGUCGUAAAUGUCAUUGUGGGUUAAGUAAUAACAAAAAAAUAUGUUGCCAUGAGAGAGUCUUGAAAUUCUUCAGAAAGCGAGAGAUAUCAUAUCUGAGUAGUAGUGAUGAUGAAGUGUUUCCACAUAUCUCAAAGAAAAGAAAAAAAUGUAAAAAGAGAAGUAAUACUUGACAUAGGGAGGAUACUUGUCAUUUUACUCACUGUUUUUAUAGAUUUGUUAUAUGCUGCAGUUAAAAACUGCUUUUAUUUUAUGAGGAAAUAAAGUAUAUCUAGGAAAAGGAAUUUUUAAACAAUAGAGCACAUCAGAAAGUUAGAAGAAGAAUUUUUCCAAUACCAAAAAAAUAAAGAAAGACAUUUAAAAAAAAUCUAGUUAUCCAAAAUAUUUGUUGCUCACCUUAAUGAAAUGAAUGUAUUGAUCUUCUCUUUCUCAUUUACUUUCUUUUUCUCCCCCCCUCCUCUUCCUCCUCCUCAUUAUUAUUAUUAUUAUUAUUAUUAUUAUUAUUAUUGUUGUUGUUGUUACGUUUAUUAUUGUUACUAUUAUUAUUAUUAUUAUUAUUAUUAUUAUUAUUAUUAUUAUUAUUGAUAUCAUCAUCAUCCUCAUUAUUAUCGUCACUGAAAUCAUUAUCAUUAAUAUUCUUUUGGUAUUAUAAGAAACAUAUUAUUAUUAUGAUUGUGGUGAAGAUCAUAUUUAUUAAUAUUAUUACAAUUUUAUUUAUUUAUUUUUAGUAUUACUAUUAUAAUGAUGAUAAUGCAGAGGAGGGUUGUAAAUGUACAAUAGACAAAUAAUAUUUAUUUAUCUUUGUUUUCCCUUUUUUAUUCAGAAGUAUUCAGUGAUAAAUUUAUUGAAUUCAGUUACAGUAAAGCCUUUCAUUUGGCAAGUAAUUAGUACUGAAAAACUGACUAAAUAUGACUAAUUAAACAAAUGGACAACAUAUAAUUGGUCCUGGAGUUUCUAUAUAGUUUUGCUUGUGUGGCACUUAAAUCUCAUUUUUUCUGCAUUUCAAUCUCAGAUACCAUGGUAUCUAGACAAUUGAUAGGUUUCUUCUUAUCUUCAUCUUUUUUUAAAGGAUGAUGAGAGGGAUGUUAUCUGUGAUCAUUUGUCUCCAGGUGUGUCUCACAUAGAGCUAUCUCUUCUUUUCCAUGCAUUACUCAUGCUUCUUACAUUUGGGUGUUUACUUGUACAUACCUUUGACAGUAUGACAGGAAUUUACACCCGACCAAACAUAUUGAGUAAAUAUUUGAAUCACUGCUAAUAAAUGCAUUUAGGACAUGAUGAUUACAUUUCAGUACUCAACAGAAGGAAACAAGAUUCUUAAAUUUGAUUAUAGUAUGUUACUUUUGUCACCUGUGCAAUUUGAUCAGCAAAUGUGAUGGUUAUCAGUUGGUUCAGUCUCCAAAUGUGAAUAUGCCAAAUGUGGGGCUUUAUUUCCACAUUAUUAGUUUUUUUCAAUUGUAUAAAUAUUUUUUUUAAUCAUAAAUGUUAUUAAUUUUGUAUUUACUUUUCUGAUAUUAAUUUUUGAUGGGCAACCUGUCAAUAAACUUACCUUUUUAAAUAAAUAUUUACCAAAGAAAGGUCACUGGGAUGAACAUUUUCUGUAGAAUCUGGAUUUCUGAUUUUUUUUCCUUUUCUUUUUUUUUCUAAACUCAAAAGAUGGAUUUGUUUUUUUUACAGAAUUAUUGAUAUUUCAUUAAUAUUUUUUUUUUCUAAUCCUAAGUUCACUUAAGAUUCUGGAGAGCCAUCAGACAUAAAGUUAUGGAACUAUAGAUACGUAUGAAUGAAAAUGAAAAUAAAAGCACAAAUUUGGGUCAGUCUUUUUUAGAAAAAAUAUUUAAAUAAAUAUUGAUGAGCCUCAUUUUAGUAACAUUUGUAGUUAUAUUCAGUUGUUAGUAAAUCCAGAUACAAACUGAAUAACUUUCCAGAGGAUCAGUGAAGUGGCCUGACCACAAUAUCCAUCAUAUGGGAUAUUUGCCAGUACACAUAUAUAGGUCUUAUCUUUCAGUUGCUACUUCCAAGGAAUUCCUUUUAGCGACAUUCAGAGAUGUUUGAAAAAAGUAAGCGUAUCAUGUUGCUUUUAUGGACUGCAUGAAUUAUUUAAAAAUUAAAUGUUUUGUCUGUUUUACAAAAAAACAGUAGAUGUAUUUAUCUCACUUUUAUAUUUGUGAUUUGCUGGAUAAUCUUUGUAAUAUAACAAGAUGAAAAUUUAUGGCUGCUCUUUAUGCAAGACAGUCCUUGGAAUUAGCAUCAGUAUCAUUAAAUUGGUGUUGAAUUUCUCAUUUAUGAUCCCUGAUUCUUCUUUAGUUAAUAUCUUUUAUCUGUUGAUCUCAGGAUAUACAGGUUGUUGGUGCUAUUAUUCGUGUAAGCUAUGACAGAAAAAUCCUAGGAACUCCUGUGUUAUGGUGAGAAAAUGGUACUACAAUAAAAGGGAACUAUGAAGAUGCAUGAACUUGGCAAUUGAAGAAUUCUUGAACAAAGGUGAAGACAGGAUUUUAAAGCUGCUAAGUUGAAAAAAAAAUCUAAGGUGAUAUUUUUGGAAGCUUAAGAUGGUUGGAUCAGUGGAACUUAAGGAAAUUCUGCUGGUGUUUCUUGCACAUUUACUUGUUUUAACCAUUAACCAUUUGCUAAUGGUUAUUAUUUUAGAUUUAACAAUAGUGUGUCAGAGAAAAAAAAAUAUAUAUAAUACAAUGGACAUGACUGACACAUGAUUUUAUGGUAUCUUGUGUCAUAUUAAAGCACAAUAUUUACAAAUAAAGUGACAAGCUUAUGUUGAAAAUAAGUGAAUAUUUUGUGUCUCUGGUGAAAAGUUGGCUAUGAUUCUUUGCAUCUGUUGCCAUUCCAGGAGGGUAAUACAACAAGUGUGGUAUUAUGCAGAUUUCAAAUUCAUACCCAGUAGUUGUGCAAACAUUAUACAGUAUCUGAUGUAUGAUGGAUCAGCCAACAAAGAAUAUCUUAAAUUAAAUUAUGCCACCCUUAUGCACAACUGUAGUUAUCCUUUAGAAAUAAAUUGUUGCAAUAUUUU
Molecule: messenger RNA, 3513 nt
Organism: Penaeus indicus
Lineage: Eukaryota; Metazoa; Arthropoda; Malacostraca; Decapoda; Penaeidae
Exons: 2
Coding region: 152-667 (171 amino acids)
Source: RefSeq, a predicted model, not a curated record